This is a messenger RNA of Diatraea saccharalis (sugarcane borer), 315 nucleotides long. The record is from the annotation of a GenBank genome assembly. Lineage: Eukaryota; Metazoa; Arthropoda; Insecta; Lepidoptera; Crambidae.
AUGAAGCUGUACGUAAGGAUACUGGUGUUAGCGGUGGCAUGCUUCGUUAUCAAUGUAGAUUCAUCACAAGAAAUUAUGAAGAAUUUGUCUUUAAAUUUUGGUAAAGCUUUGGAAAGCUGUAAGAAAGACCUGGAUCUCCCAGACGAAGUUUCAGCAGACUUUGCCAACUUUUGGAAAGAUGGCUACCAACUUAGCAACAGGCUCACUGGCUGUGCUAUCAUGUGCAUGUCUAAAAAACUGGACCUCUUGGACCCUGAGGGAAAGAUGCACCACGGCAACACCAUGGAAUUCGCAAAGAAGCAUGGGGCUGGUUAG